Penicillium macrosclerotiorum is the source of this 4248-nucleotide messenger RNA. Its product is annotated as GTP-Rho binding exocyst subunit SEC3. The transcript is spliced from 3 exons. Bases 1 to 4248 code for a protein of 1415 amino acids. Gene Ontology annotation, cellular component: plasma membrane; exocyst. The record is from RefSeq and is a predicted model, not a curated record. Gene Ontology annotation, molecular function: phosphatidylinositol-4,5-bisphosphate binding. NCBI's taxonomy places the organism in Eukaryota, Fungi, Ascomycota, Eurotiomycetes, Eurotiales, Aspergillaceae. Gene Ontology annotation, biological process: Golgi to plasma membrane transport; exocytosis.
AUGAAUGGCCGUGACCGUCCUCGUCCACCCCCACCGGGCGAUGCGCGCCGCGGAGGCGAGUCUCGCAAUGGCUCCGGGGAUGCCUCUGCUAUGUCAAGAGCCGAGAAGUUUGAAGACGAGAAGAAACGUAUCGUUCAAAGCUGCUACUCUAAAACGGAUAGCGAUGGAACUUUGGUCGAAUCCUAUAUCACUCAUGUUCGCAUCACGGAAGAUGCAGCGUAUCCCUCCACCCCUGCCCCACCGAGCUCGGCACCCGAAAAUAAGAAACCCCGUGUCAUUAUUGUCUCAGUCCGAAGGUCAGGCCGAGUCCGGAUGCACAAAGCUCGUGAGAAUAGCGAUGGGUCUUUUUCAAUUGGCAAAACCUGGAUGCUGGAUGACCUUUCCGCGAUCCAAUCAUAUAGCGCUUUCGUGCCCAAAACACAAGCCGAACAACAGCAAAAAGAGUGGGCAAAUACAGUUGGUUUUGUGGUCACAGUUGGGAAACCUUACUAUUGGCAUGCUCGGAGCUCCAAGGAAAAGGAGUUCUUCAUUGGUAGUCUGGUCAAAAUCUACAAAAAGUACACCGGAGGAAAGGUACCGGAUCUGACUGGGUUUGAGGAUAGAGAAUUGCAACUACUUGUCGGGGGUGGGCCAGUGGGACCUACUGGGCCUUCAGCACCGGCACCGCCAGGAUCUCGGGGUGGACCUGGGUCGUCGGCCGAUGGGGUGUCGCCUUCCCAGGCACAACAGCAAUCACCAUACGUUGACCGUGACCGUGAGAAAAGCCGUGAUCGAUCCCGAGAUGCCCGACCCAAGCCAUCUGAAGGUCCGGUCCUUCGAUCUCAGAAGAGUCGUGAACAGAUGAGCCGCCCGUCUACCGGAUCUCGGCCUGCUCCUUCACCGUUUGCACCACCCCAGCAUCCACCCCCUGCUGUUCCGUCACCUACUACCUUUCUCAACGUUGGCGAAGAAGACAACCAGGCUAGCGCCCAAGAAGAUCCCAGACCGCCAUCGUCGCGUGACGGCAGGGGCCCCAAACCUCCCCCAACCCUCACAACCCAGCCAGCUGAUGCCAGAUCCCUGGAAACAAAGCGCAGUACGGACGGACUGCGUCCCACUACUCCGGCUUCCCUAACUAUCAGCAAGCCAACAAGCCCUGGAAGCAGCAUUGGUCCGAGUCCAAAAUCUCCGUAUCGUGAUGGCCGCGACACUGUACCGACGCCGACCCAGGAGAAUUCUGCUCCAGAUCCAAUAUCUCCUGUUGUAAUACGCGAUGCACCGAAACAAAUUUCUCCCCAAGAGACAGAAAGCCCAUCCGCACCACCUCUUGUGGAACCAGAAAUAGCUGCCGCAGUGGUACCAGCUGAAGAGCCACCGAAAGCCACUGCUGAUACUCCAAAGGAAUUAUCCCCAACUACCCCCUCGUCUGAUACAACGGGGGCUGCAGAAGAAGCUACAGGUGCGCACAGACCGGGACUUGGUCCCAUGAUUAAAAAGAAAUCAGGCAAAGACAUCGCCGGCGCUUUUCGGAAGGCUGCCAAUGCCUAUGGUGCUUUCAAGCCUCGCCCUGGUGGGGCUGGCGAGCGUCUAUUGGCAGCAGCAAAGAAACAGAAAGCAGACGAAGAAGGUCCUGAUGGUAUAACCGAGGUUGUCCCUGCACCGUCCCGAUCUACUACGGACACACCGAAAGACUCCAUAGAGGAUUCUCUAGAAAAAGAGACGUCUACACCAUCAAUCGUGGCUAGCGUUCCAUCUGCGAUGGCAAGUGCGCCUACCGUUGAGAUCACUCAACCUGCCACGGAUGAGACCCCCUUGGAUCCUAUUCCAUCUGCAGAAGGGCCGAAAGAUAUGCCCUCAGAACUUACAAAAGUGGACAGCCGCUCACGGAGCCCUUCACCAGCGGCGCAGGGCCGUCGUAGGAGGCGCCGUGAAGACCAUACUAUGAAAUACUGCCAGUCUCUCGGCAUUGACCCUUCGGUUCUUGAUGGACGAGGAAUCGAUUUCGACGAUAUUCUGUCGGACCUGGGCUGGAACGGUCGACUGGGCGAUGAACAAAAGAUUGAAGAUCUUGAAGCAGAUGUUCGUCGGGAGAUUGGUCGUGUCGAGGCAACCAGCUGGCUGGGCAACCUCGAACAGCAAGAAGGCAAGGUCGAGCAGCUGGCAGUCCUCAUCGACAAGACAAUCGAAGAGUGCGAGGAGCUUGAUGGCCUGCUUACCCUAUACUCACAUGAGUUAAACACUCUCCAUGACGAUGUGUCCUACAUCGAAGCUCAGUCUCAGGGUCUGCAAGUGCAAACCGCCAACCAGAAGUUGCUCCAAAAUGAGCUCCAGACCCUUUUGAAGACCCUCUCAAUUUCUCCUUCUGAAAUGGGCCCACUGAAGGAAGCCUCGCUGAGCAACCCGGAUGGAUUGAAGGACACGGAAUCUGCCCUGUCGACACUGUAUAAGGCCAUGCUCAUGAUCGAUGCUGAUAUUGGCCAAAAUAAAAAGCGCCAGGCUGAUGCUAGUGUCGGUGUAUAUGCGAACACUGAAAUUGGCCAGAUGCGAGCUAUUAAGGAAAAGAAGGAGGAGUACCGCUCUGCCGCCCUGACAUUCCUGCAACGUCUCAAGCCGUUCAUGGCUCUCGCUUUCAAGAUGGCCGAACAGAAGCGAGCCGAUCUCUUGGCUAGCACACCCAGAGAUCCUAUGAAGCUAGACCCCGCUGUGAGACAACAAUUCCGUGCCGAGGUUUGGAGAUAUAAUCCAUUGAUGCUCUUCGCUAAGGAGGUCAGUACUGCCGAAUGGCAAGGUCUUGUUCACCUCUAUGAGCAACAAUCCAAGCCAUCUUACCAGAGUGAGUUCCGAGACAACUCCCAGGCUUGGAAGAAGACCGCCCGUAAGCCUACUGGCGAUGAGCAGGAACUCCUUUUCACCAGUCAAGAAAAGGAAAAGGAAGGCGAAGGCAUCACCAUGGCCGCCCGCAAGCUCACAGUUCGACGUGGUAAGACAGUCCGAGCCGCAGCUGGUCUUCGCUUGGGCUCCAGUGAAAAGAAACCCACCAGUAAGGUUGAGCCGUUCGAAGCCUUUGUCGGGACUUUGCGCGAGACCUUGAACAUGAUCACUGAGGAGCAAAAUUUUGUGAUUCAAUUUUUCCACCUGGACUCGCUUGCCACCAGCGAAUUCUCGGACUUGGUGGUCUCCGCUACUCCGGAGGAUCGCCAAUGCCCCGACUUCUCUACAAAACAGCCGCAUGACCCCGAUCGCCAGAUGGCGAAGCGGGUAGAGCAGAUCAUGGACGAGGUUUAUUCUUUCUGGCCUAAUGAUUUGCAAAGUAUGGUAGACUGGGCUGUCCAGGCCGAUCCGAUGCAAGGAAUCGGUAUUCUCUUUGGGUUGGAAUCUGCAAUGGUCAAUCUUGAUGAUACCAACCAAGAAUUCAUCAUCCACUCCUUGCAAAAGGUUCACUCCCGUCUGAUGGGUCUAUUCAAUCGAUUCGUGGAUGAGCAGAUCCGCGGCAUCGAGGAUACUAAAGUGAAGGUCAACAAGCGAAAGGGAGUAAUUUCCUUCAUGAGAGUGUUCCCACACUUCUCCACGGCCGUCGAGAAUAUGCUGGCUCAACCGCCUGCCGAACUCUGCGACAUCCGACAAAGUGUUAAUGACGCAUAUGACCGCAUCAAUCGAGCUAUGUGGGAGUCGCUCAAAUUCAUUGCCAAGGAAGCCCCCGGACAACCACCUGGGGUGGCCGCUAGCGCGGGCGACCCCGAAGACAAGGAGGUGCUCAAUUACCACAUUCUGCUGAUUGAGAACAUGAACCACUAUGUCGAGGAGGUUGAUGUGCACAGUCUUCCGGUCCUCGAGCGUUGGGCCGACCGAGCUCGUCAAGACUUUGAUGAACACAUGAAACUGUACCUAGACGCAGUCAUCCACCGACCUCUGGGCAAACUGUUGGACUUUAUCCAGUCUGUCGAGAACCUGGAAGCCAACGGCAAUGUGACCGAAAUUGCGACUCGCGCCAGCCACUCACGCAUGGUGGCGAAGAAGGUCUUGUCCUCGUAUGACGCCAAGGAGAUCAAGCGCGGGGUUGAGAUGCUGAAGAAGCGGGUGGAGAAGCAUUUCGGCGAUGCGGAUGACCCUGGUCUCAGUCGCAGCCUGGUGCUGAAGGUUCUGCGGGAGUGUGAGAACCGUUACGAGGAUGCGUGGGACCGGGCGCGCCGGAUCAUCGAUACGGUGUAUGAAGGGCAAUUGGAGAUGGAAUGGCGCAAGGAAGAUGCCGUCACCAUGUUCCGCAAAUGA